GUUACACCGUUAAUGGAUUAGAGCUGCGGUGUCUGGGUCGCUCUUUUGUUUACAUCAGUUUUCCAUUUAUUCUCAAACUCUCAGAGUCCGUCGGACCUCCAGUAAAACAUGUGUGAAUAUGUGAUGGGAUUCAUGUGACCUGUGGAAGCAAAAGAGAAAGUCAAAUAAGGGCAAGUUUGGAGUGAAAACAUGUUCACCGCCACCCAAACGUCCAAAACCCAGUUCCUGGAUAAAGCCAGGGAAGCACGGGAGGAAAGGAAAGGUCAUAAGGAAAAAGAAAGAGCUGCCACGCAAAUCCAGGCUCUGGUCAGAAGAUUUCUCUGCCGCUGCAGGCUGCAAAAAGAAAUCAGGAAAGAGGUCGAUGACUUCAUUGCAGUGAGCGAUGCCGGUCCUACAAAAAGAAAUGCAUUAUCCAUCUUUAAAAUUGCUAGAAAGUUGUUAUUUAUAUUGAGCAAGGAUGAUAAGUUGAGGUUUGAGAAGUUGUGCAGAAUCAUACUAAGUAGCAUGGAUGUUGAGAAUGAACCUAAAGUGUGGUAUGUGUCUCUGGCCCUUUCAAAAGAACUCACCAUCCUCUGGCUGAAACAGAUCAAAGACAUUCUCUGGGUCUCAUGUGAAUUUCUGAAAAAACUGAAGCCUGACAUACUGCAAGAUAACAAAUUGGUGACGCUGUACUUGACAAUGUUGAUUACCUUCACUGACACAUCAACAUGGAAAAUCAUCCGAGGAAAGGGAGAGGCCCUUAAGCCAGCUUUAAACAGGAUUUGUGAGAACAUCAUGGGACAUCUAAAUCAAAAGGGUUUCUACUCUGUUCUUCAGAUUCUACUCACAAAUGGAUUGGCAAGAUCCAGACCUUCUCUUUCCAAAGGAACCCUCACGGCCAUUUUUACGCUGUCACUCAGGCCUGUUAUCGCUGCACAUUUCUCUGACAACCUGCUGAGGUCUUUCCUCCUGCACGUCAUGUCUGUUCCAGCGUUCAUCUCACACCUCAACACGCUCACUCCAGAUUGCAUGAUCACCAUCCAGACCCAUGAUCUUUUUCGGAAGUUUGUCUUGUUUUUAAGCCGAGAGGAGCAGUGUUUGGAUAUCUGUGUCUGUCUGGAGGGAAGCCACACUCUGUGCUUGCUGGGAAACCUCAUUCAGCUCGGAUACUUUAAUGUGAAAGUUCUAGAACAGGAAGCAGGUCACUUUGUCAAGGAUCUUACAGAUAUGUUGUCAUACUGUCAAAGAUAUGUGUCUCAGAAGAAAUCCAAUCUCACACAUUGGCACCCAGUGUUGGGCUGGUUCUCCCAGACUGUUGAUUAUGGGCUAAAUGAAUCUAUGCCAUUGGUAACAAAGCAGCUGCAGUGUCUGUGGGGAGUUCCAGUCAUCUGCACUCUGUUCUGUGAUGUUCUCAGCAAAAAACUGGAAACUCAAGACCCCACACCCCCACCAGCUCCUCAACCAAGCUCAUUGCAGAAUAACCUGCCCGUCAAAAAUCUGUUCAAGCGAGCGUUCCAGAAGUCUGCGUCUGUGCGGAACAUCCUGAAGCCAGUAGGGGGGAAGCGUGUGGACUCUGCUGAGGUGCAGAAGGUGUGCAGUAUCUGUGUGCUGUAUCAGACGGCCCUCACCACACUCACACAGAUCCGCCUGCAGAUUCUCACAGGACUGACAUAUCUGGAUGAAUUGCUGCCUAAGCUGUGGGCAUUUAUCUGUGAGCUCGGCCCUCAGGGGGGACUCCGACUCUUCCUGGAGUGUCUCAAUAAUGACACGGAGGAAUCCAAACAGCUCCUGGCCAUGCUGAUGCUCUUCUGUGACUGCUCCAGACACCUCAUCACUAUUCUGGAUGACAUCGAGGUGUACGAGGAACAGAUUUCUUUCAAAAUGGAAGAGCUUGUCACUAUCUCCUCAUUCCUCAACUCAUUUGUGUAUAAGAUGGUCUGGGAUGGUAUUUUAGAGAAUGCCAAAGGGGAGAAGUUGGACUUAUUCCACAGUGUUCACGGCUGGCUGAUGGUUUUGUACGAGAGGGACUGUCGCAGGAGAUUCACGCCUGAAGAUCACUGGCUCCGCAAGGACCUGAAGCCCAGUCUAUUGUUCCAAGAGCUGGAGAAAGGCAAAAAGAGAGCGCAGCUGCUGCUUCAGUACAUUCCUCAUGUCAUCCCACAUAAAAAUAGAGUGCUGCUGUUCAGGAACAUAGUGACAAAAGAGAAGGAGAGUCUAGGAUUGGUGGAAACAAGCUCCGCCUCUCCUCAUGUGACCCAUAUAACGAUUCGUCGUUCACGUAUGUUAGAGGAUGGUUAUGAUCAGCUGCGGCGUCUACCUGUCAACUCCAUUAAGGGAGUGAUCCGUGUCAAGUUUGUCAAUGAUUUAGGAGUGGAUGAGGCUGGAAUUGACCAGGAUGGUGUAUUUAAAGAAUUCUUAGAGGAGAUCAUCAAAAAGGUUUUCAACCCAGCGCUCAAUCUGUUCAAGACCACCAGUGGGAAUGAGAGAUUAUACCCCUCCCCGACCUCCAGCAUCCAUGAGAACCACCUUCAGCUGUUUGAAUUUGUGGGGAAGAUGCUGGGAAAGGCCAUGUAUGAAGGCAUCGUGGUGGACGUGCCAUUUGCAUCGUUUUUCCUCAGUCAGGUUCUGGGUCACCAUCACAGCACCUUCUAUAGCUCCAUAGAUGAGCUGCCCUCGCUCGACUCAGAGUUUUACAAAAACCUCACCUCCAUUAAGCGUUAUGAUGGGGAUGUCAGUGACCUUGGUCUCACUUUAUCUUAUGAUGAAGAGGUUAUGGGGCAGCUAGUCUGUCAUGAGCUCAUUCCUGGUGGAAAGACUAUGCCUGUCACUAAUGAAAACAAGAUCAGCUAUAUCCACCUGAUGGCCCAUUUCCGCAUGCACACUCAGAUCAAGGAGCAGACGGCUGCAUUCAUCAGGGGCUUUCGCAGCAUCAUCAACCCAGAGUGGCUGCACAUGUUUUCUACCCCGGAGGUCCAGAGGCUCAUCUCGGGAGACAACGCUGAGAUAGAUCUGGAUGAUCUUAAAAAGCACACUGUGUACUAUGGAGGUUUCCAUAGCAGCCACAGAGUCAUUCUUUGGCUGUGGGACAUCCUCUCUAGUGACUUCACCCCUGAUGAGAGAGCCAUGUUCCUGAAGUUUGUCACCAGCUGCUCAAGACCUCCUCUCCUCGGUUUUGCCUACCUCAAACCUCCUUUUUCCAUCCGUUGUGUGGAAGUGUCCGAUGAUCAGGACACAGGCGACACUUUAGGUAGCGUUCUGCGGGGCUUCUUCACCAUACGUAAGAAAGAGCCUGGCGGUCGUCUCCCAACAUCCUCCACUUGUUUCAACCUUCUCAAGCUGCCCAACUACAGCAAGAAGAGCAUCCUCAGAGACAAACUCCGCUACGCCAUCAGCAUGAACACUGGCUUUGAGCUGUCAUAACCCACAAAGCACACCAUACAUCUACAGACAUCAGCGAGACAGCCGAUGGCCACACAGAGAAUGAAGCAGGAGACAUUUCAUGAACAUGGUGUUGCUUCCUCUGCGUUGUGGCCUUCAGUUGAAGCUCCUCGAGGAGAAAUAUUCCAUCAGUGUGUAUCGUCUUGUCCGCACAAUGGCAAGCGAAUUAACUAACUUCUCAAAAUAACGAAACAGAGUUGAACAGAUCUAGUCAGACUUUUUGAAAGAAGAGUAGUAUUUAGUGGCGUCAUGUUCUUCAUUUUCAGCAUUUGAAGCCAAAAGAGCUCCAAAGGCCUUACGCAAUCAGUUUCAAACCAGCUCAACGUUGUCAAGUCAGGAUCUGUCUACUUCACUUGAUGAUCAGAGGCAGGCAAACUCCAUUCAAAAUACUCCAAACCUAAAUCAACCUCGGUCUUUAUUGGCUUCUAAGCACUGUGUCUGUUCAUCAGCGAACACUCCUCAACCUCCUCUUAAAGCUACAGCGUCCGCAUCGACGGAUGCACUAAUGUAGGAUCUGCAGAAACAGUUUGGCGUCGUCUCUCAGGUCUCUUGUGUCUCAAUCCCCCAGGAAGGGAACAGGAAAGCAAUAUUAAUGCAAUGCAAGCCAUGCAACUCAAGACACAAAGAAGGCGUUUGCCUGUUUCGAUGGCAAAUCCUUUCAAAUCCCUAAGGCACUACAUGUCUGCUGAACCUGAGGACCGAAUUGAGAGGAAACCCAGCUCUGUUGAUCGACUUCAGCCAAGCAAAGUUAGCAGUAUGUCAAAUGAGAUGUUCCUUGCACCUCUCCGUUCCUGCUUUCUCAUCGUAUAAACACUACAGGGUGCACCCAGAAUGCAUCACCGGCCUAAUAUCAUUUAGUUUUGCUCAUUGUGUUUUAUUUGUUAUACUUCUGAUGCUUUUCAGCUCUCCAAACUAACGUAGACACUGAAAUAACCCAUUUCUUUACGAUUAAAAAAACAGAUUAACCACUAAAAAGAUGUUUACUUCAACCUGGAGUUAACCGAUCAAACUGCUCACUUUGUCAUCAUCCACUAACUAAUUAUUAUGGUGUAUACUACUGGAAUUAAGCCAUACAGUGAAGACGACUAGCUUGUAGGCAUUAACUUUUGUUUUUCUUUAUGGAGUUGGUGACUGGUGAAAGGUCAUUGGGUUGUUUUAAAGUAGGCAAAAAACAAAAUCUCCUUCACAUGAUGUCACUGGAUGAUUGAAAUGACUUUCUGAGUGCGUCACACAGGUCAGUCUGCUGUUGUUUUGUCAUUUAAAAAAAAGACUACGGUCAGACUUUCACACACCAAGUCUAAGGCUUUCGGAAAUAUGUUUUGCAAAAGAAAGCAGAGUCUGUUUUCAGGUCAAAUAAAAUGUCAAUUAAAAAAACAAACAAGAAAAUUUGGUAACACUUUAUAAUAAAUACACACUAAGCAUUAACUCUACAUUGGUAGACGUUAGUAAGCAGUUUAUAUAUACAGCUACACAUGCUCUAUUCACAUGCUCUAUAAUGUGCUUAAUGAUUGUACUUUUGUACUCUGUCAAUGAUUAUUUUUUCACAUAAAUGCUUUAUUUACUCAAAUUCAUCCAAUUUUGUGACCUCAUCUAAAGUGAGGGCUAUUUAUGCUUUAUAAAUCCCUUAUAAAUGACAAUUAAAGGCUCAGUUCUAUUCUAAACACACACACACACACACACACACACACACACACACACACACACACACACACACACGUAUGUAUGUGUGUGUGUGUAUGUGUAUAUAUGUAUAUGUGUAUAUAUGUAUAUGUGUGUGUGUGUGUGUGUGUCAAGAAUACAGCAUUUGUAAUGGCUGUUAUAAACUGCUUACUAACGUUUAUUAAUGUAGAGUUAAUGCUUAACAGAUAAUGAUCUCACUAUAUGCUAAUGCUUAAUAAAUGAUUCAUAGUGUGUAGUUAUAAAGUGUUACCAAAAUGUUUUAUUUGUGAUUAUUUUACUAAAUCAAAAUAUUAAAUAUAGUUAAAUGUGAAUUAUUAUUAUUUAUAUUACGUUUGAAAUUAUAAUUUGGUUCAGUAUAUUAGUAGUGUUUGUUGUACUAAAUAUAGUUAAACAACUAUAAAUAAACCCAUACUCCAAUGAUGUAGUGUUUUUUAAAGGGAUAGUUCACACAAACAUGAAAAUGUACUCCCUAUUUACUCAUCUUCAAGUGUUUCCAACCCUUUAUGCAUUUCUUUUUUUCUGUGUAAGACAAAAGACGAUGUUUUGAAGAAAGCUGAAAACCGGUAACCAUUAACACCCAUAAAAGCAAAAGCAAAUACUAUGGAAGUCAAUGGUUACAGGUUUUUAUCUUUCAUUAUAUUAUCUUCUAACAGAAUAAAUUGAAACGAAUAAAGGGUUAAAACAAGUCAGUUAACUAUGGCAGAACUUGAAUUACUCUUUAAUUGAUUUAUUUAGUUGUAAUUUUCCAUAUGUUAUUUUGGCAUAUACAUCUUGUAUUUGUUUUGCAUAUUAAUCCUAAACCAGACUUUGUUUUUCUAUUGCAAAACAUAAUUUCGUAUCAUUGAUUUUUUUUUUUCCUUUAGAGUGAAUUAUGGCGUGGUAAUUUUUUCCUCCGCUUCAGUUUCAGGUCUCUAAAAGGCCGUAAAUGGCUGUAGUUAUUCCACAAUAUUUAUUGUAUGCAAACAUUUAUCCCAUCGUAUGCAGUAUAUGCAAACUUAUAGUUAUACAUUAUCCGUCUGCCCCCUCUCUCUCUCAGUUCUCACAGCAUGGAAGUAUUUUAAGAUGCUUAGAAACCUUUGUAGAUGAAAUGGCUUUUUUUUCUGUAUGCAUUGCUGUUAAUGUUAAGUUAUAAACGUAUUGACCUAAUGCACAAGGGCUUAGGCUCUGUCCCAUAGCAGAGUUUGGUAUUUAAAUGAACUGACAUUAACAUGAUGUUCCCUUUGAAAGAUGUUCAAGUGCUCGUGGAUGAGAAACGUGUUUGACAUUAUGAUGUAAAUGCAAAAAUAUUAACGAAAAGAGACUUUAUGGACCGUACGGUGAAUCGAUUCACCGGGAUUUCUUGAUGUCACAGAAUCUUGCUCUCUUUCUCUCCGAUAGGGAUGCAGCAACCUUUAAAACUGUCUGGUCUCUAUUCAUUUUGCCUGAUGAAGAAGUGUCUUUUGAAUUUGGUUGCACUACAUGAACUGCAGGUUGUUCUAUACACAGUAUGUUACAAAAGCAAUGGCAUUGUAAAGUUAUUCACGUGUACAGUAAAAUUUCCUCUGUAAAAUGUCAACUUAAUUGUCGGUCAAUCAUGUUAAACAUUUGAAUAUCCAAAUCUAAAAACAUUACUAAACAACAGAAUGUUCACUGUCAUUUAUUAUUAUAUAUUAUUAGAUUUCUGUGGUUUAUUAAAAGGAG
Messenger RNA from Danio aesculapii, 6777 nucleotides. It is a transcript of the gene ube3b, whose product is annotated as ubiquitin protein ligase E3B. The coding region runs from base 190 to 3399 and encodes 1069 amino acids. Gene Ontology annotation, biological process: protein polyubiquitination; ubiquitin-dependent protein catabolic process. The record is from RefSeq and is a predicted model, not a curated record. NCBI's taxonomy places the organism in Eukaryota, Metazoa, Chordata, Actinopteri, Cypriniformes, Danionidae. The transcript is spliced from 27 exons. Gene Ontology annotation, molecular function: ubiquitin protein ligase activity; protein binding.